Messenger RNA from Anguilla rostrata (American eel), 2579 nucleotides. Its product is annotated as 5-beta-cholestane-3-alpha,7-alpha-diol 12-alpha-hydroxylase-like. Bases 29 to 1564 code for a protein of 511 amino acids. The transcript has a single exon. The record is from RefSeq and is a predicted model, not a curated record. Gene Ontology annotation, molecular function: heme binding; sterol 12-alpha-hydroxylase activity; iron ion binding. NCBI's taxonomy places the organism in Eukaryota, Metazoa, Chordata, Actinopteri, Anguilliformes, Anguillidae.
GCAGUUCAUUAAUUCCAAGUGCAACAAGAUGGGGCUUUUGCUGCCUGCCCUGAUUGCCCUUGUGGCAGCUGUGAUCGGGGGACUCUACAUCCUGGGGGCAUUCCGCAAACGGCAGCCCGGAGAGCCGCCACUGGAGAAGGGGCCCAUACCUUGGCUGGGUCACAUCCUGGAGUUUCGGAAUGACACCGCCCUGUUCCUCCAGAGGAUGAAAGAGAAGCACGGGGACAUUUUCACAGUGCAGCUAGCUGGAUUCUACUUCACAUUCAUCAUGGAUCCAUUGUCCUUUGGCAACAUAGUGAAAGAGGCCCGGGCUAAGCUUGAUUUCAACAAGUUUGCCAGGCAUUUGGUGAAAAGAGUGUUUGACUACCAACCCACGGACAAUGACCACGAACUCUUGCACGCAAGCAGCAACAAGCACUUGAUGGGUGAUGGCCUGGAGGUCAUGACCCAAUCUAUGAUGAAAAACCUACAGAGCAUGAUGUUGCACAGCAUUGACUCCACAACAGAGCAGGGCGCCUGGAAAGAGGAUGGGCUGUUCCACUACAGUUACAAUAUCGUCUUUCGGGCAGGUUACUUGGCCCUGUUCGGCAAUGAGACUGCUAAGACCUGUGGCACCCUGGACAAAGCCCAUGAAGUCGACCGCUUGGAGUCCGACAAGUUCUUUUACGAAUUCAGGAAGUAUGACAAACUGUUCCCCAGGCUCGCAUAUGGGGUCCUGCCCCCCAGGGAGAAGAUGGAGGUGGAGAGGCUGAAGAGGCUGUUCUGGAGUACACUGUCAGUGCAUAAGUUGAGCGAGAAGGAGAACAUCAGUGGCUGGGUUCUGGACCAACAGGAGGCAAGAAGAGAGAUGGGGAUGGAUGAGUCAAUGCGCAACCGGCACCUGUUCCUCCUCCUCUGGGCGGCCCAGGGCAACACAGGACCAUCUUCUUUCUGGCUGCUCCUCCACCUCAUGAAGCACCCUGAAGCACUGAAGGCCGUCCGGAACGAGGUUGAGGAACUGCUAAGGGAGACGGGGCAGGAGGUAAAGCGAGGAGGACCGCUCAUUGAUCUCACUCGUGACAUGCUGCUCAAAACACCUGUCCUGGACAGCGCGGUGGAGGAGACUCUCAGGCUCAAGACUGCCCCCGUUCUCAUCCGGGGCGUGAUGGAAGACAUGUCCCUGAAGAUGGCUGAUGGGAAUGAGUACAGAAUUCGCCAGGGCGACCGAGUGUCCCUCUUCCCCUACUCUGCUGUCCAGAUGGACCCUGAGGUCCAUCCUGAACCACACACCUUCAAGUACAACCGCUUUCUCACACCAGAGGGCAGCAAAAAGACCGAUUUCUACAAGAACGGCAAAAAGCUGAGAUACUACAACAUGCCCUGGGGUGCUGGGGUCAGCAUGUGCCCAGGCCGCUUCUUCGCCACCAAUGAGCUGAAGCAGUUCGUCUUCCUCAUGCUCACAUAUUUUGACUUUGAGCUGAAGAACCCUCAUGAAGAGAUCCCUGCCAUUGACGUCAAGCGAUGGGGUUUUGGCUCUAUGCAUCCAGUCAGAGACAUUCAGUUCAGAUACAGACGGCGUUUCUAGAUUGCACUAAAGACCAUGCAGGGGAAGCUUACAUGCUGGGUAGGAUUCAAUUAAUUGUCAACACAUUUUUAGGGUACUUUUUACUAACAACCAUCAAAAAUCAACCAUCAAUGUUUAAAAAAGCAAAAACUAUAACAUUAUAUUUUUAAAGAAAAAUAUAUUGCUGUCUGCUGUGCAUAGUUUUAGUUUUAUAUGUUUUAGCUUUUGUUUAUGUAAAAUGAUAUUUUUAAGGAAAGCCUAGCUUUGUUUGGUAGAUGUUGACUUUAUUCAACAAUAUGUCUGGCAAUAUUCAAAACAAUUUUAGCCUACUAAUUCCUGUAUGCUCUCAAGAGUUAAAUCUAAAAUAACUUCAUUUUCAGUUUUCCAUUAUAGACAACUUGGUGGAAUGCAUCCUACCCACGCUUCUGAAAAUAAAGAUGCAAUUGAUUAAAGAGCAAGUGUGUUCUUAAUAAAAUUCAUGAACAGAAUAUACAACAGUAUACAACAACUAAUCCUGCCUACAUUUCACAUAUAGCUGUGUGAUCAAGAUUGGUAAAUGCAGAAUAAAGAAACAAUUUUAGUUGCACCAAAUGUUUUGCAGCUGCACUGCAUGUUAUCAUUACUAUUUAUCUAUUUAUUUUUAAUUUAUUUUUGCUGGAGGAAUGCCAUGUUGAAUAUGUUGCAAAAGAGCUGGACCCCCUGAAUCAUGUGCAUCCCAGAAAUAACUUGAGGUUCUUCUGUCCCCUGAAGUACAAUCACAUGAGCAGUCAGUGGCUUAUGGUUUACCCACAUGUAAUGAACAAUUAAUUUAGCAAUGUGCGUAUCUAAAAUAAUUACUUAUUUUAAACCACAAUAAAUAGCUUUUUAUGUUUCUAAAUUUCUUAUUUUGAGCCACCAUAAAUUGUUUUUUCUUUUACUACACUUAUAUGUACACAUGGAUAUUUCUCUACCUGUGUGUACAUGUCAAUGUCUGUUAAGUACUUUGUGCUGCCUCGGUCAGAAAAAGUGCUGUAUAAAUUUGAAUGAUUUGACUUGA